AUUCGGACGGAGGAGCGCUCAGAACAAGCAGCGACGAGGAUGAUACCUCCACCACUGAAGAAAUCUUGCCCUAUGCCGCCGACAAUGGAACAUCCCAUGGGUCCAGUGAGCAAUUUAUUUUUUGCUUUUCUUGGAAUAUUUUCGCCGGUUCCGAUUGCACCACUCACUUUUUCCUUCAAUUUGAAUCACCACGUGGAACAGCUGCGCGCGCCUCCACAGUCGGCAGAGAUCCUGGGACCUUCGCAGCUGAACGACAUCAUGCAGCAAAUUGACCCUACCUCGACGCUUGAAGAUGCAGUGGCAUCAGCACUUGUGGAUUUCGUCGAUGAUUUUGUUGAUAAGGUGGUAGUUUGA
Messenger RNA from Gongylonema pulchrum, 354 nucleotides. NCBI's taxonomy places the organism in Eukaryota, Metazoa, Nematoda, Chromadorea, Rhabditida, Gongylonematidae. The record is from the annotation of a GenBank genome assembly.